Messenger RNA from Aptenodytes forsteri (emperor penguin), 840 nucleotides. RefSeq names its product syndecan binding protein 2 (gene SDCBP2). Gene Ontology annotation, cellular component: plasma membrane; cytoplasm. The coding region runs from base 1 to 840 and encodes 279 amino acids. The record is from RefSeq and is a predicted model, not a curated record. Gene Ontology annotation, molecular function: protein binding. The transcript has 7 exons. NCBI's taxonomy places the organism in Eukaryota, Metazoa, Chordata, Aves, Sphenisciformes, Spheniscidae.
AUGGCGACGCUCUACCCCUCCCUGGAGGACAUGAAGGGCCACCAGAUCUUGCAAGCGCAGGCAGCUGCCGGGGUGAGGACCCCUGCCACGACGGUGGUCACGGAGAAGCCGAAGCUCAUCUCGGGCACUGCGCCGCCCGUGCUGUACCCCAACCUGGCCGAGCUGGAGAACUACAUGGGGCUCGCUCUCUCCAGCGAAGAGAUCCAGAAGAACCUGCUCCCGGAAGGCAGCACUGCACUGACCCCCACUGGGCCCCCCCCGGGCCAGCUGGUCGCCCCUCUGAGCUGGAACAACACGGGACUGCGCCGGGCAGAGAUCAAGCCGGGCGUGCGGGAGAUCCACCUCUGCAAGGACGAGCGGGGCAAGACAGGGCUGCAGCUGAAAAACGUCGACCAGGGCAUCUUCGUGCAGCUGGUGAAGGCCAACUCGCCAGCAGCACUGGUGGGGCUGCGCUUCGGUGACCAGAUCCUGCAGAUCGACGGCAAGAACUGCACGGGCUGGAGCAGCGACAAGGCGCAGCGGGUGCUGAAGAAGGCGUCCCCAGAGAAAAUCAUCAUGGUGGUGCGGGACAGGCCUUUCCAGCGCACCGUCACUGUGCACAAGGACAGCAGCGGCCACGUUGGCAUCGUGGUCAAGAAGGGGAAAAUUGUGUCGCUGGCCAAGGACAGCUCUGCUGCCCGCAACGGCCUCCUCACCCACCACUACAUCUGCGAGGUGAACGGCCAGAACGUCAUCGGCAUGAAGGAUAAGCAGCUCACGGAGGUGCUGGCAGGGGCCGGGAACGUGAUCACACUGACCAUCAUCCCCACCGUGAUCUACGAGCACAUGGGCAAACGGUGA